UGUCAUGAAAGUAUCCGUGCGUGUGAGAGGAGAAUGGUUCGCCGUGCCUUGCAAGACUGGAAGAUCCACAAUAAGAUGGCUGGGAGAAGAGGCCUUGAGAAGAUAUCAGAGACUACAACCGCAAAGUUCACACGUUGAUCGAAUCGAAAAGGUGAGAGAAAUACGAAGAACAAAAGGAGGAGCCAUUUUAGAUCCCGACGACUUGGUCAGAAAUAUUUUAGAUGAUAACGAUUACGUUUCAGUGGUGUUGGAAACGGAUCGAGCCAAUCCCGUAACCGGACCUGCCGAAAUUCAUUACAUACCCGAACAAGUACCUGGAAAAUUCAGCCUUCCAGAUGAAUAUAUAUGCUUAGAUGGAUGCAGCCUGGAACCUGAUGCGACACUCAGAAAUUAGCGUAAUCUAAACAUAAGUAAUGAUUUUCAAACGUUCAUANCUUUGUCGUAUCAGGAUAGAAUUGAGGCGGAGCCGGAAAGAAAGCAAUCGUUGUAUAAUCGUAGGGUUCUUAGGGGAAAAACAGGAAGAAAAUAUAUCGUAAAAUCAUUUAGCUCAGUUGCUUUCAUCUCUAUUAAAAUUGCUCUUAUUUUAUAAAUCUAUUGUUUAUUGAUAGGUGUGGGAAAUCCUCUUCCACCGGAGAAAACUCGAAUGCUCCUGGCUCUGAGAAUCAAUGUGUUAUCUAAAGGAUACAGCGGGAUCUCUUUAGAAACACUGCAACAACUAGUGGAUGCCUUUAACGCAUCUUGUUUGCCGUGGAUCCCCGAAAAGGGAAGCGUGGGAGCUAGUGGUGAUCUGGCUCCACUGGCUCAUUUGGCUCUAGGUUUGAUUGGAGAAGGGAAAAUGUGGAGUCCCGAAAGCGGAUGGGGAGAGGCUAAAUAUGUCUUGGAAUCACAUGGAUUGCAACCGAUUCGGCUGAAACCGAAAGAGGGAAUUGCAAUUUUGAAUGGAACCCAAUUAAUUACUUCAUUAGGAGCAGAAGCCGUACAAAGAGCAAACAUCAUAGCAAGACAAGCGGAUGUAGUCGCUGCACUAUCUUUGGAAGUUUUAAAAGGAACCACGCGCGCUUUCGAUGGAGAUAUUCAAAAGAUUCGACCUCACAAAGGACAGAUACAAGUAGCUAGAAGAUUGAGAUCUCUCUUACAUUCCGACACCUUCCCAUCCGAAUUAGCGGAAAGCCAUCGAUUUUGCAAUCGCGUUCAAGAUGCUUACACUUUGAGAUGCUGCCCUCAGGUUCACGGAAUAGUACACGAGACCAUCGGAUUCGUCAGAGGAAUCAUCACCACCGAAAUGAACAGUGCCACCGAUAAUCCCUUGGUUUUUACCGAACGUGCAGAAAUUAUAUCGGGAGGAAAUUUCCAUGGAGAAUAUCCAGCCAAGGCUUUGGAUUAUUUGGCCAUUGCCGUCCACGAACUUGCCAGCAUGAGCGAAAGAAGAAUCGAAAGAUUAGUCAAUCCGGCUUUAAGUGAACUUCCGGCCUUUCUAGUAAAAGACGGAGGAUUGAAUUCUGGAUUCAUGUUAGCUCAUUGUACUGCCGCUGCUUUAGUCUCAGAAAAUAAAGUCUUAUGCCAUCCCGCUUCUGUCGAUUCUCUGUCUACCAGCGCUGGAACGGAAGAUCAUGUCUCUAUGGGUGCUUACGCUGCACGAAAAGCCUUAGAAGUAGUAGAAAAUGUAGAGAGAGUUAUUGCUAUAGAACUAUUAGCAGCUUGCCAGGCUAUAGAUCUGUUACGUCCUUUAAAAUCUACAUGCCCUUUAGAAGCAGUUUAUAAACUAGUGAGAUCGAUAGUGAAAACAUGGGACAAAGAUAGAUAUUUAGCACCGGAUAUCGAAGCUGCCACAGAACUUCUGAAGGAAGAAAGAGUUUGGGAAACCGUUCGACCUUACGUGGAUCGUUAUUUCAACGAACAAACAGUCGAAACAAGACCAUCUUCGCCCACCACUAGUUUCUCGAAAUCCAUGAAAAGGAAAUUCGACGAACUCAACGGAUCUUUAGAAGAAUAUUUCGGUGAAAAAAUAUUUAAAUCCGAAUGAAAUUUUUAUAAAAUAUUACCAUAAAAAUUUUUUCUUUAAUCUUUCACUAAUAAAAUUUCCAAAAACAUUUAAAAAAAUAUAUAUCGAUUGGGGUGGUAAAGGAAGCUUCGUCGUAGACGUGGUCAUUAUUAUCUCCAUUUGUAUCGGCAUUACCAAUCAUUCUAUUGACCAGAACAAUUUGGAGAGGAAAAAAUCCCGUCUAAAGUUGAACGUACGGCUACCAUUGGGUUUCGAGGAAGUCGAUGAACGAUUAUAA
Centruroides sculpturatus (bark scorpion) is the source of this 2279-nucleotide messenger RNA. Its product is annotated as histidine ammonia-lyase-like. The transcript is spliced from 16 exons. Gene Ontology annotation, molecular function: histidine ammonia-lyase activity. The record is from RefSeq and is a predicted model, not a curated record. Lineage: Eukaryota; Metazoa; Arthropoda; Arachnida; Scorpiones; Buthidae. Gene Ontology annotation, biological process: L-histidine catabolic process. Gene Ontology annotation, cellular component: cytoplasm.